GACCCCUGACGGGAGCAGCUGAAAGAAGAAGAUUGGCUAUACUCAGUUAGUGGUUGCUAAGUAAGAUUGCUUCUUUUCUCGUACAGGCGCAUAAUUUGUUUCUUGAAAAGUAGGAGUGGCAUAGAAGGGAAACGAGGCAAGUGACUUGGGUUUAUGGUUAAAAAAGGGAAAGUAAUACAAGAGUGAGCAUGGUCCUGUUUCCUGCCAGCCUUACAGAGGAAGAAGAAGCCCUGCAGAAGAAGUAUGCCAAGUUAAAGAAAAAGAAAAAGGCACUAAUGGCACUGAAGAAGCACAGCUCCACCAGCCAGACGAACCAGGGAGGCAUCAAAAGAUCUCUUUCGGACCAAAUUGUGGUAGACACAGCCACAGCAACUGAGCAGGCCAAGAUGUUGGUGAAAACUGGAGCCAUUAGUGCUAUUAAAGCAGAAAACAAGAAUUCUGGUUUUAAGCGUUCACGUACCCUGGAAGGGAAGCUAAAGGAUCCAGAGAAGGGACCAGCUCCUACAUUCCAGCCUUUCCAGCGCAGCUUUUCCACAGAUGAAGAGAACACUGAGGCCUCCCGACGCCCUCAGCGAAAGUCAUUGUAUGAAAGCUUUGUAAGCUCUAGUGACCAAGGUCGGGAUAUGGAAAAAGAGGUAGAGGGCACCCGAGAUCCAGAGAAGGACUUGGAGCAGCCAGAAAGGAAUCGAAGCAUUGACCGGGAUUAUGAUCGUGGCCGAGACAGAGACCGUGGCAGGGACAGAGACCGUGAAAGAGACCGUGACAGAGAAAAAGAUCGAGAACGGGAUAGAGAAAGAGACAGAGAGGGAUCAUUUAGAAGAUCAGAUUCUUUCCCUGAUUGCAGACAUCCUCGUAAAGGGAACACAGUCUAUGUAUACGGUAUUGGAAUGACAGAGGACAUGCUUCGUGGUGCUUUUUCCAACUGUGGAAAUAUCAUUGACCUCUCAAUGGAUAAUCCACGCAACUGUGCAUUUGUAACCUUUGAGAAGAUGGAGUCUGCUGAUCAAGCCAUUGCAGAGUUGAAUGGUCUUGUAGUAGGGGAUGUCCUUCUGAAGGUCAGCAUUGCCCGCAAACAGCCCAUGCUGGAAGCUGCUACUGGCAAAUCUGUUUGGGGAUCACUUGCUGUCCAAAACAGUGCGAAAGGAUCUCACAGGGAUAAAAGAACACAAGUUGUUUACAGUGAAGAUAUAUUCUGAAUCUGGUGGUUUUCUCAGUCCUCUUGAUAAUUUAGAUUUCUUUAUUUUGUAAAAUGAUUGCUUUCAAGUGUAAAAUGUGUAAAAGUUGUGUCUUUGUUACAUGAUGUAUGGUGUGGUAGUUUGUUGAAGUAUGUGCCAACAACUACAGAAUAUUUUUUAAGUCUUAUUUGGGGGCACAUAGAACGCUGUUAUAGUUUUGCUGACAGAAUGGUAAAAAACAAGGCAUAUAUGGGUAUAAUAUAGUAAUCUUCAUUUCUGGAAGAGAAGUAGGUAGCUGCAAUUACUGGUUAGAAGGCAUUUCUGUGUGAAAAGAAAGAAGGGUCCAUUGAUGAGUUAUAGCUUAUAUUAGAAAUGGUAUGUAUUAAAUCAUCAGAGUUACGUUACUAGUGGGAUACUUUUAUUCUUUAUUGUGGUCUUUAUACAAAAGUUCUAACCUUUUACUGGUGAUACUACCGGAUUUAAGGCAUUCCUUAGAUUUGCAUUGCCAGCAUCCCCCUUGACAGAGAUUCUAAAUUUUCCAGAAAUUUCAAUCCCAUAUGAACAGUGGUUAUAAUCACAAACAUGAAUAACUUGACUUUAUCAGGUCCAGGAAUAUGAUAAAUCAGAUGUCAACAAAAGAAAAUGUCUUCAUACUGUCUUCAUAAAUGGGUAGUUACAGACACCAAAUAUAAGAAGGUAUAUCUUCAUUUGCCAAACAGUAAUUGCAUUGUAGUGAAAAUUGUAAAUGUAUUGCCAAAGCUGCCUUCUUACCAUUACAUUAGCAGUCAAAAACUGUUGCAUCAUUGACAUUUUAAUAUGUUAAUGUUCUGUAUUUGAAAAGGUGGGACUGGAAAAAUAUUUUGGCUGUAUAAUAAUAAACAAAGCAUAAGCUGUCAUGUUAACUUAUUUUUCUUAAAAUCUCUUGUAUCUAAUAACAAGAUUACUAGUGAAAAAUAAGGCACGCAUUGUUUUCAAGUAAAACUCUGAGCUUUGUUUAUUAGGAAAAAUAAAUUUUAUAAAAAAUCUAA
Messenger RNA from Protopterus annectens (West African lungfish), 2203 nucleotides. It is a transcript of the gene NELFE, whose product is annotated as negative elongation factor complex member E. Gene Ontology annotation, biological process: negative regulation of transcription elongation by RNA polymerase II. The record is from RefSeq and is a predicted model, not a curated record. Gene Ontology annotation, molecular function: RNA binding. The transcript has 11 exons. Gene Ontology annotation, cellular component: NELF complex. The coding region runs from base 189 to 1196 and encodes 335 amino acids. Lineage: Eukaryota; Metazoa; Chordata; Ceratodontiformes; Protopteridae.